Molecule: messenger RNA, 9030 nt
Organism: Balearica regulorum gibbericeps (East African grey crowned-crane)
Lineage: Eukaryota; Metazoa; Chordata; Aves; Gruiformes; Gruidae
Source: RefSeq, a predicted model, not a curated record
AACAGGAGCAAACGCCUGGAGAAAGUCCAUGUUGUUCUUGCGAAUAAAUCCUGUGAUCUGGAUUCGCUCAUUUCUUCUCUGGCCUAUGCCUACUUUCUAGACAAGGUCAGUCCUCCUGACGUUCUUUGCUUACCCGUGUUGAACAUACCAAGAAGAGAUUUUAGCUACUUCACAGAGACAAGAUUUAUAUUGGAGGAGCUGAAUAUCCCGGAGUCAUUCCAUAUCUUCCGAGAUGAAAUCAAUUUGCACCAGCUGAAUGCUGAAGGGAAAUUGUCUUUAACACUUGUAAACAGCAACAUGCUGACAAGUGAGGAUAAAAGUUUGGAAUCAGCUGUUGUCAAAGUCAUCAAUCCAGAUGAGCAAUGUGACGGCAGCCUGGAGUUACAAACGUCUUCUUCCUCUUUAGUAGUAAAAGAGAUUCUUCAGGAGGCACCAGAGUUAAUCACUCAGCAACUGGCUUAUCUCCUCAGAGGAAGCAUUCUCUUCAAGUGCAUGUCUUUGGAGGCUGACAGAAUUACAGAGCAGCAAGAGAAAGUACUGUCAAUCCUAGAGGAAAAGUUUCCAGGCCUUCCCCCACGAGAGGAAAUUAUCUCUGUUCUCCAGGAGACUCAGUGUAACCAACAAGGUGUAAGUAUUGAGGAGAUUAUGCUGAAGGAUCUCAAGGAGAUUUCAGAUGGAGAAAUCAAAGUGGCAAUCAGCACUGUGUACCUGACACUGGAGGACUGCAUAUUACACAGAAGUCUUGUUGCUGAACUGAAAGCAUUCAUAGAUAAAUAUGGGUUUGAUGUACUUGUCAUUUUGGCCAACUGCUUGUCAGAUGAGAAGCAAACGAAACGACAAAUAGCGGUAUACUCGGAAAACGUAGAGCUAGGCAAUCAAAUCUGCUGUGAAUUAGAAGAAUGUCAGAAUCCUUGUUUGGAGCUGGAUCCUUUAGAAUGUGGAUGUGACCAAAUUCUCAUUUAUCAUCAAGAAAAUUCUUUGGUGACCUGUGAUCAAAUUUUUCUUCUAGUUAAGGAAGUUAUGAAUAGAAGACAACCGGAAAUGGUAUCAAACAGUAGAACUUCUUCUACUGAAGCUGUUGCUGGAAGUGCUCCACUUUCACAAGGAUCUUCUGGUAUUAUGGAGUUAUAUGGUUCUGAUGUGGAACCACAGCCCAUUUCUGCCAAUUUUAUAGAAAAUCCACAAGAUCUAAAUGGAUCUAUGCAAGCCCACGUUGAUGUUAAUGUAGACCUUGUGAGCCCAGACAGUGGAUUGGCUACCAUUAGAAGCAGCCGGUCUUCCAAGGAGAGUUCUGUUUUCCUUAGUGAUGAUAGCCCUGUUGCAGAAGGUGCUGCUUCCCAUCACAGUCUUCUGCCUGGCUUUGACUCCUAUAGCCCUAUUCCUGAAGGAGCAGUAGCUGAAGAACAAAAACCUCAGUCUAGAGACAAUAGUGAUAACUUUGAUCUUUUCAAUUUCGAUCUGGCACCCGUGGUUACAGCUCCAUCCGAGUCAUCAUCUCAUUCUGUCGAUUGUUCCCCAGCAGAUGACUAUUUCCUUAAUAGUGAUUCAUCAGAAGGACAUCAACUCACUGUGCAGAAAGAACUUGAUGAGGCAAACCUACUAGAAAAUGAUACAGCAAAUUAUUCAAAUGAUUUAUUUGUAACACCGAAUGAGGAAGACAAUUUAACUGAAUUUGAUGAGAAUCCAGGAGAACUGUGUGAGAAAACUUCAAAUUUGAUUGAUUUAGUUGAAGGUGAUUCUUCACCAGAAAUUUUGAAAUCAGCUGAUUCAAGAGUUCCACCAACUCCUAUGAACAGUCUUGUAGAAACUUCACCAUUAGAUAAUGGGCAGCCUUUAUUUUUCCCACAGGAUGUCAUUAAAAAAAUUAAUGAAAUAGAUGGCACAAAUUAUUCUCAGUCUCGUGUUAGAUAUGGGAGCUGGUGGGAUGGCUUUGACAUAGAGUCCAGAAAUGCUGAUACAUGGAGUUCAAGUGAGCAGGAAUCUGUAUUUCAGAGCCCUGUCUUAUGGAAAGAUUGUAAAGAAAGUCCCUUGCUACGAGAACAUAUUGAUAGAAGAGCCUCAGAUUCUGUAUUCCUACAAAAACAGCCAAAGCAAAUGGAAUACAUGAGAGCAGGUCUGUGGGAUAAUCAAUUUAAACAAGAUAAUUGGAACCAUGAGAAUCAAGAGAAAAACAGUGAGCAUUCACGUUUGCAAACUGCUUCUUUAGAGGAGACAAAGCAAGAACUGGAGAGCUUUACUAACCCAUGGAAUGUCAGUCAGCCGACAUCUAUGAUAUCAGAUGCAUGGUGUAGUGGUGAAGGGAAGAGUAGUCAGCUAGCUGGAAAUUCUUACGAAGUCUGGACUAAGUUCGAAGCAGGAGACAUUGCUAGAUCCUCAGAAAAUAUGUGGAACAUGCCCAGACUGGAUAGAGAAAAAAAAUCAGUGAAUAUUCCUGAGGAAUGGGCCAUAUCAAAAACUAGUUUAUCAGAUUCUUCAGAAAUCACAGCGGACAAUGAGGCUGAAAAUCCACCUAUCCAGAUAUCUCCAGAAGCCUGGGAUAAAGACAGAUAUUAUUCAGUAGAAUAUGGAAAAUCUGAGAAUAUAAAUUCUGUUUUCAACAAUAUGCAAAAUAAUUCCAAGCUGCAAACAGAGGAAAAAACUGUAUUUGGUGACCCUAAACGUAGACCAAAACAAUUUGAAAAUAUAGAGACCUGGAAUAUCUAUGACAAAAACAACAUCCGGAAAGAAGUAACAGAAGUAGUAGUGCCAUGGGAGGAUACCUUCUUGUAUAAACACUCAGAUCUUCCUUCAUCCAACAUAAGUGAAGAUUUAGUUAUUUCUCCACCAGACACCAAUUAUUCAACAUCUGAUUCAUAUGUAUCACCUACAUAUGUGGAAGAUGAAAGAGAAAAUGAGGACAAAGAUUUUGAUGAAGGAUCAGUUAUUGAUAAAUUGAUAAACCCAAAUUUGGCUGAGCCAAAAGUACUUGAGAAAGCAAAUAAGGAACCAUUAUCUCCUAGAAACAUGCCUUUUUCAAGCACUGGAAACACAGACAUCUGGAACACUCCCCUAAAUAAUGUCACCCCGUUACAAGAAAGAAAUUCUGAAAUUACUGCUCUUUCUGUAUCUGCUAAACCUUUCCUUAAUUCAGAACAAAGACCUAAUCAAUGUUUUUCAACUGAGAUACAUACCAGUGAAAAUAAUUUUUCUGUAUCUGAAAACAGAAGAAAAACACCAAUAUACAAACAAACAGUAAAUGACUUAUCACCUCCACAGAACAAAUUAAAUACUAGACAGACUGCAGCUGAAAAUGUAGAAACAGUGAGCAGUGUUCCUGUAGAAGACACAGACACAUCUACGUCAACUUCGGACACUGGGAAUGGUUUGGAUCUGAAAAUAUGUGACUUAGGGAGUGAGCUAAUUAGUAAGAAGGCAGUGCAAAACACUGCUGAUACGGAUGAAAAGCUGGAUAGUCAAGAUUCAGCGCAGCAGCUGAACUCAUGGAGUUUACAGACUGGGCAGGCCUGUGAGGAAGUCUGGGAGAAUACAACUGUCAUCUCUCAGGACGGAAAAGAGGAAUAUAAGAGUACAGAUGAGAUAAGUGAACAGCAAAUGCUUAGUGACAUCUGUAAUAAACCAGUGCAAGAGGACAGUGAAUCUUCAUGUAACGCAGAUUCAGAAGAAAACAGGUCAACAACUGAAGUUCCCAGCUCCCCAGAAAAAACGAGGAAUAGUGUUAGUUUAGAAGCAUUAGUCACAGAGAAUGAGUCAUUUUCCAAUCAAAGUAAUCCAGUUAGUCAGGAAGAGAAGAAAGACUUGUUACAGAAUAAUGUAGAGUCUUCUUCAAGUCCUUCUGAGGAAGGCAGAAAUUAUGACUCCAGACCACAAAAUUACAAUAAUAGUGAAACAUCACAUCUGCUUUCUGAGAAAGCUGAAAAGGAGACUACAGUGAUAGAGGAUGCAACAAGUCCUGAGAUGGAAAGUAUGUCUGAAAGUUCUGAUAAGGGUAGUGAUAAUCCUGAAAACAAUUCUUCUGAAAUGUCCACAUCAACUCCUCUGAUGACUGACCCACAAGAAGAACUGGGAGAAGCGAAAGAGGGCUUACAUGAAGUGGUUCCUAACCAUCCAGGCAUUUGUAAAUCUGAGUUAGUAUCUUUCAAAAAUAGCUCUGAACUGAACAGAACUCAUGAAAAGUCUUUCACAGAUGAGUUUAAGAGUCCUUCUUAUGGAUAUGUUAGUGUUCCUGACAUUACAGAUCUGUCUGCAGUGGAAAAUUCAUUUUCACAUGAAAUAGUUUCUGGGAGAAAUGAAAACUCUGAAAAUUUAGACCCUGCUAAUAAUCUUUGCAGAGAGCCAUAUGUAAUGUUUAAUGACAGUUUUCCCCAAACUGCUUGGAAUUCACAGCCAUGUGAAGAUUGUCAGUCUCCUGGAACAAGCCCUGAGGCAAGUGAAGCCCUUGAAAUGGCAAACACCACAAGCAGCCUUUCAAAAGCUAUACAGAUCAAAAGUUAUUUGGAAGAAGAUAAUGUGUGGAGUGAUUCAAUAAAUGAUUACGCGCACUCAAGUGGAACAAGUCCUGAUUUAAGUGAUGCAUCUGUGAAUGUGUGGGGAGACAUUCCAGUUGCCAGUCAUCACAAAAUCAGUAGGGAUAUGUGGGAUAUUAAGAAUAAUAAAAAUCUUGAAGAUGCUUACAAAAGGAAUGAAUUUGACAAUAAAUGUGAAGAAGGAUUUGAAACCAAGGCUGAACAGAACAAAGUUCCUAAAAGCUUAGAUUUUUGGAAUGCCCAUGUAGAUGAUGAUACUGUAUCUUCUCUAUCAAGUCCUGACAUAAAUGAAGAUUCAGAGAAUUCAGAAACAGGUUCAAAAGUGAUUCAUGAAGAUUCCAUGUAUGAAAAGGAACAGCACAAAGGAUCUGAAAUUGGAGAGGAUUAUGCUCAAUCCAACGCAACAAGUCCUGAAGCAAAUGAAGACAAUUUAGAUGCAAAAUCUAAGGUGGGAGAGGAGGUCCAGGUAGGCAUCUUCAGUGAAAAUCCUGAAACAAUUAAAGCUGGGAAAGUAUUACAGGAGGCCUUGACUACAAUGGAGUGUAAUGAGACUUCUGAAUAUUUAAGUCAUUGUGAAACACUUCAGAAGAAAGCUCAAGUGUGUAUUUUCAGUGAAAAAACAGGUAGUGGAGAAGACGCAUAUUUGUAUCUAAUGAAUGAAGAUACUACACCAACUUCUGCUGGUGGUGAUAAAGAAGAGUAUUCUUCAAAAGCUGUAGAUACGUGGAGUACGUCAUUGGAAGCCGAUUUAAAAACUGAUCCAAAAUCCACAGCGGGAACAUUUGCUUUUCCAGAUGACAGUUCAGAAUGGUGGAAUUCACAACCUGGUGAAGAAAAGCAAGUGGAAGAUCAGUAUUCUGUUUCAAAUCACUCUGCAACAAACCAGUUAACAAAUAGUAAGAAUGACCCCUGGGGAUCACCCUCACAAGAUGAAGAACUAAAAGCAGCACAUUUCACUAAUGCAAGUAAUGACGGAAAUCAGCCUCUCUCUCUGUACUGCGAUGAAAAAGAAGAUGAAAGGCUAGUACAUCCUAUGAAUAUUCCUGGUAGUCAAAUAAAUCAAGAUGCUAUACAGUUCAAACAAUUUGAUCCCUUCAUACUGGAUAAAGAAGAAAAGGGCUUGAAAGAGCAGGAAAAUGAACUGACUCCACAGAAUCCUUUUUCAGAUGAGGAACGAGGUAUGCCAAAUAUGUCAGUUCAAGAAAUCACUGUACUGGAUCUACCAAAAGACAAUGAGGGAGAUGCAAGUCUCAUUCCUCAAGAACAACAGCAGGAUACCUGUGAAAGAUCAGAAGUGCACAACUCCCUUCCAGGUGCUUUCACUGUAGAUGACACAUCUUUUGAAAUGACAAAGAAGCCAAGUCCAAGUCCAGGGUGGAGUAUAAUAGUUCCCCAAACUGCAUUUAUCCCAGAUAUUUUACAGGACAACACACAAGAAAGUAAUCAGCUGCUUUCAGUGGAACCUGACCUGUGGACUAAUGCUGAGCAGAUUGUUACUUUGAAAUCAGAUGGUGAAAAUCCUGAUAUAUUAAGUCACUGUGACCAAGACAAUAGUUCAGAGGCAUCAAGCAGUCCUGAUGUGUGCCAGGAGUAUGAAGUUAAGCAUGCGUCUAUCUCAUCUUCUCAGAUGGGGGUGGAGCCUGAAGACAAAAAUAGUCAGUCGAUUCACACAUGGUCAAAUAUGAGUAGAGAGUCAGGUCUUGAUUCAAAGUGUCAGUUAGUAAUACAGAAAGUAGAGACACAGUCUGAAAGCAGUAGCCCCCAGGACCAUGAUCAGGGAAAGACCGAUCAGCUAAUCUCUUCUAAUACUCAGGAGCCUCAUGAAUUUGCAGUUUUGGAAGAAUAUGGUCCAGAAAAUAGAUUUGUUACUGAUCCAAUUGAAUCAGCUGGAAUUACCAACGAAGUUUUAGAAGUGACGUCCUUAGAUCUGAAAGACACAUUCAAUGAAAGUUUUACUCCUGCAAGCCAUCAAGGAACACCAACUAAUACAGCUCAAAUAGUGACCUCCCAAAUGCGUUUGGUUCCCAUAGAUUUCAGCCUACCUGAUAGGGCAGAACAAAACUUAAAAGAAAUCAGUGCCUUGCCUGAAGUUGGAAAAUAUUCUGAUAUUGACCAUACAGCAAUAACUGGUAAUGAGCUAGACAUGUCAGAAGCAUGUGUGGAUGACUCUGAGGUGGGGGUAGAACAUAACAUCAGGAACAGAUCAGUGACUAAUGUCCCGGCAAGCACAUGUGGUGGAAUGGCCAUACUGGCAGUAUUAGGCAGUGAAGCAGGAGAAGGGGAAUCAAAGGAUAAAGAGAUAUUUUUUCCCAAAUCCUUUCUGCCUGGUGAUAAUGAAGACCAUGAAUCUGAUUCAAAUAAUCAACUGGUUGAUGACAUAGCAAAAGAAUCUGAAGAUGCAAUUGAAAAUGAUGUUCCUGUGUUUAAGGAAAUGCCCAGUGACCAAUCACCAGUGCUGCAUGCUCCAUCAUCCUAUUUAUCUUUUGAUGCUGAACCCUCUGGCAGUAGAGAGUAUGCAAAGGAUGAACUCUUGUUACAGCACCCAUUUUGUGACAGUGUUUCUUUGGAAAAACCUUUACCACUGCCAAUUCCUUCAGAAGGUGCAGAAAGCAUCCUAAUGACCAAAGACAGCAUUAUUAAAGAUCAGGUGUCUGGCACAUCCACGGAGUGCCUUCAAGAGAAUCACACAUCAGUACCUUCACUCUCCAAGUCUGAAGUAACUCUAGGAGCUUCUGAGACUUCGACAGGAAAAUCUGAAGGAGAAACAAUUGAUCUGAACUCACCGCCAGGUGGAGAUAAAAGAUCACCUGAUGAAGCUGGCACUGACUCCCUACUUUGUACGGAGAAUGAACCGAGAAAUUCCUCUGAGAGCCCCGAACUGAAAAGUACAGAGGGUAAGGAAGAUGUGAGGAUGCAGGUGCACCGAGAUCCAACUUCACUGGACAUGGAUUACAUCCUUGUUACUGAGGAAGAAAAUAUACCAUCAACAAAAGACACCCUUGAAAGAAAUGAAAGUAAUUUUACAUUUCAAGAAGCUAAUGUAGCUGAACAAACAGAAUCUCAUGAAGGCUUUUCACCUGGCUCCUUGGAUACCUUUCAGUCAAUCUCCAUUACAACUGAAAGGGAAGAUCACUCUGUUUGUGGGACUGAAUGGGACUCUGUUCAUGUAGAAGAAAAAUGUUCUUCUGUUGUGCCUCAAAAACUGGAUGAUGAAAGGAGAUCUCAGGAAAGCUCUGGGCAAGAUGAGGGCUGGAUUAUAUUGGGCCAAAAUGAAGUCAGAGACAUAUCACCUGAAGAGAUUUCUGCUGAGUCAGAGAUGCCAAAAUCGGGAUCUGGACAUUCUGGAGAAGAACCAGCAGUUGUUGCAACACAGGAAUCUAUCCUUGACACUCAAACAGAAUUUCAAGUGUUUGAUGGUGAUGAGGUAUGGGAAGAAAAUUCUCAACAGACGCUUGGAAAUAACGUAGCAACAGAACAAGAAAUGAAGGAGGAAGUAGUGCUUCUCAACAGUGAAAGAGAACAGAGUCAAAACUCAGGGUUGGUACAAGAGGAUGUGGGAAUGGACAUCCCCUUUGCUGAGGAUGUACUAAGCCCCAGUUCUACAGAGAUGAGACCUGAACCUCCCAAUUCUCUUGAUCUUGACGGUUCCCAUCCCAGAAGGAUAAAGCUCACUGCUCCAAAUAUCAAUCUCUCUUUGGACCAUAGUGAAGGGUCUGUACUCUCUGAUGAUAAUUUGGAUACACCGGAUGAAAUUGACAUCAAUGUAGAUGACCUUGACACUCCUGAUGACGCAGACUCUUUUGAAUACACUGGACAAGAAGAGCGGACUGCUGCUAAGGAUGCUUCCCAGGAGGAGUCAGAAUCAAUUCCAGAGUACACCGCUGAAGAGGAGCGAGAGGACAACAGGUUAUGGAGAACUGUGGUUAUUGGAGAACAAGAACAAAGAAUUGACAUGAAAGUCAUUGAACCUUACAAAAAGGUCAUUUCACAUGGAGGAUACUAUGGUGAUGGUCUGAAUGCUAUCAUUGUGUUUGCAGCAUGCUUCUUGCCGGACAGCAGUCGAACUGAUUACAACUAUGUCAUGGAAAAUCUUUUCCUCUAUGUAAUCAGUACCUUAGAGUUGAUGGUAGCUGAAGACUAUAUGAUUGUAUACUUGAAUGGAGCAACACCAAGAAGGAAAAUGCCUGGACUGGGUUGGAUGAAAAAAUGUUACCAGAUGAUUGAUCGAAGAUUACGGAAGAAUUUGAAAUCAUUUAUUAUUGUUCAUCCAUCAUGGUUUAUCAGGACAAUUCUGGCUGUGACACGACCUUUUAUAAGCUCUAAGUUCAGCAGUAAGAUACAGUACGUUAACACAUUGGCAGAGCUUCGUGAGAUGAUUCCAAUGGAAUACGUGGAUAUACCAGACAGUAUUGUCAAACUGGAUGAAGAGCUGAGGGAAACUUCAGAAACAGCUAAAACUAGCUGCCUCUCAAAUGAUCCAGAAAUCACUUCAGUGGAGCAGGAGUAA